Molecule: messenger RNA, 1336 nt
Organism: Notothenia coriiceps (black rockcod)
Lineage: Eukaryota; Metazoa; Chordata; Actinopteri; Perciformes; Nototheniidae
Product: FA core complex associated protein 20
Exons: 3
Coding region: 1-576 (191 amino acids)
Molecular function (GO): ubiquitin binding
Source: RefSeq, a predicted model, not a curated record
AUGUUUGAGAUAGAACACAUAAUCAUCCGUCCCAAGUUUUUCAAAUUUUUUCCAGUUUUUCAGUUUGAACAAGACUUUUUCUUUCAGAGACCUGCAGCUGGACGGGUAGCGGAGCAGCGGUGGUGUGACCUCAGUAGAGAGGUGCUCCCCCUCCCUAGACCUUCCCCCCCCUCCCCUCUCAGGCAGCAGCAGCCCUCAGUGCUGUCCUCUCACUGCAGGCCCAGUGAACCCCCCACCCAAACAACAAGGCCCCCCCUCCACAGCUGGGAGGAGACACCAUCACCCACCACACCCUCAGGUGAUGGGGGAGACAGGUGGAGGAAAGAAGGAGAGACUGGAGCGCUCAACAGAGAGCAGGGGGGGGGCAGGAGGAAGGGUUCUCUGCAGAGGGUGGAGGAGCAUAAAGAGGAGGGGGUACUGAGGACUGUUGGAGCUGCAGCAGGAGGGGAGGGGCUGCCCAGCUGUCCCAUGUGCCUGCUGGAGUUCACUGUGGGCUCCACACAGAUGGAGCGUGACGGCCACCUGGCCCGCUGUCUGUCUGAGGUCAACGUGGACAUGAGCUGGGAGACUUUCUGAAGCAAUGGUUAUCUGUUCGGGGAAAACAGGCUUUUUGGUCCGAUGGCAAUUUUUUUUUUGGACUGUUUAGGUUUUACGAAUCAUGUCCGGUCAACCUUGGGCUCAGCAACACUCUCUUUCCUUUUAUUCCUCAUCCUAUCAAUUCUACACUUUAGUAUUUAGUGAAAUGGGUCACAUUUCACAUUAUGUCAUGAAAUGUCUAUGAGAUGACCUGAGUUGUUACUCAGAAAUAUCAUAAGAAAUAUAAUUUAUUUUGAGUUAUUAUAAUGAAGUUUGUGUCCUUCAGUGUUACAUUUAAAAAUAAAUCACACAUGCCAAAUGAGAGUGUUUUCUCCUUAUGGUGAAAGAUAUCGCCCUGUGCUCCUGGCACCCACUCUUCUGUCCUUAGUUUCUCUUAGAAAUAAAACCAUGUAAAAAUAACAAUACAUUUAAAUAUAAUGUAUCAUUUCACAGGAUGUGUGACUGAAAGAGUUGAGUCCUUCCAUUGAACUCAUAAAACCAAAGGAACAAUGUAAUAAGCAGCACUGGGCUGUAGUUGCCCCAUGUGAAGCCAGCCUCAGAGCGGGGACGGAAACACAAUGAGCCCAAAAUGGAAACGGAGAAACUUUGCCACAUAACCCACGGUUUUUUCGCCGAGCUGCAGAGAGUCCCGCUGGGCAUCUGGUGAGGAAGAGGAAGAGUCUGAGCCGGACCCAGCCUCUCUGUGGAGGCUCUGUUUCUGAAGAGGAGCCACAUCAGAGAGCCAACUGUUGCCUCGAAG